Messenger RNA from Chlamydomonas reinhardtii, 2539 nucleotides. RefSeq lists its product as uncharacterized. The record is from RefSeq and is a predicted model, not a curated record. The transcript has 5 exons. Bases 801 to 992 code for a protein of 63 amino acids. Lineage: Eukaryota; Viridiplantae; Chlorophyta; Chlorophyceae; Chlamydomonadales; Chlamydomonadaceae.
ACCCAGCUUCGCGAUGCAGGUCGCCUGCUUGCCGUGCUUGCUUGCAUCCCGGCGGGCUUUAAGAACGGUCGCCUACGCCAGGGCAGCCCUGAUCCGCGCUUUCUGACUGCCAAUACUUCUUUUGGCUGUCUUUCCUUCCUUUUUCGCCAUUCUGAUCUCUUCCCGACACCUCAGGAGGGGCACCGACACACAUCACGCACGAAGUGUCGCGCUUGUCGCGGCCCAUCACCCUGGCCUGAGUAUUAGCAGAGAAGGAUAAGAUAGGAUGAGCGCUAGGCGCCCGAACGGGGUGUUCCUCGUCGGCAGCUUCAUCAGUGCCGACUUCGGUCUUGCGGAACGACAUAAGAGGCGUGUCGGGAGGCAACACAUCUUCUUGGCAUGGAAACUUCUUGUCGGGCUCUCCUGAUAGGCGACGCCGCGGUCCAACCUGCCGCAUGAUAACUCAAGUGGGGCUUUCCCCGUCCUCAGGAACUCAAUCAACGCGAUGUCGGACCAAGGGUCCGCACUACCCUUCGCGGCGGCUGGUAUCAAGGCCACUUCGUCCACAUGGCUGACGUCUCUUCUUCCAUGGACCGCCGGCCCGUUGUCUGGGGUAAUGCAAGGGUCAGUACCUCGCUCCAUCACUAUCGCAUUCCGCCUGGCCUGGUCCGCCUGAACUUCUGGACGUAAACCGCCAGGGCCACGGUCGCGGGCUGCACCUGGAGGGAGGCUACUGGGAGCGGAGGCCGGCGCACCGUCUACUGGUGAUCGAUCGAUGCAUUUGCAUUCACACUAGCUUUCAUUUCUCUGAUCGAUGCGAGAUGCAAGGGAUGCGGCAGCUGGCGCAGCGGCAGCAGCCAUCGCAGCGGGCAGGGGGCCGUGGCGGGGCCGGCGCUCAUGGCGACGGUCUUCAUGGUGGCCGUCUGCAGUUGCCCUGUCGUAGCGGGGAGCCUCAAACUUCGAGCAACGCUCGAUAUUGGUGCCAGUGGUGGGCAGGCGCUCUUGCCAUGUGACAUGGUCUUGGUCAUACUCACCAGGGGCCGUAUACCGCAUGAGGCCAACACCGGCCUCCCCUACGUAGAUUGCGUUGGUUAUUGCAUCAUCCAAAUUAGCGGGCCGCAUGAGGUAAACCUGCUGAUAGAUAUCGGGAUGUAGGCCACGAAGGAAGUUGUACAUGUAAGUGGGGUUGCAGGCCGGGUUGAUGUUAAGCUGGGCCACCAGACUGCGGUAGCGGUCGGCAUACCGGCGGACACUUUCAUUCCGACCCUUUCGACAGUUGGAUGGCGAUUGAAUAAUUCUCCCAGGCGGGGCGCAAAGCGCUCAAGGAACAUGGCACGGAACUCGGGCCAAUCCCGCAUGUCUAGCAUGUCACCAUCAAUGCCUGAUUCCCAGGUCGGCGCAUCGCCUGACAGGCGGCAGCGUGCGACAAGCAACUUGUCGACCUUGGACCAUUGGAAUACACGAGCGUGACGCUCAAUCUUAUCAAGCCAUUGGCGGGGAUCGUCCUGCCGGGGGUCGAAGAUAGGGAUAGAGUUCACGCUAGACGGGGUGACACCGAAGUGCUCGUCGGCCAUGUUGACGGAAGCAGGGUAGAGGUGGAAGUAGACACGGCGCGAGAUUGCGGUUGCGGCGUAGAGUCUCACACGGCGUAGUGCACCGGAUGGUGUUCGAGGUGGCUCGUAGAUAAACCAGGGAGGCGGAGGCGCAGUUUGGGAAGUAAUCAACCAGGAGGUAGAUGGAGAACGACGGGAAAUACCAAUUAGAAGAUGGCAGGGCCCAGAUGGCCGGUUUUGUGAGAGGCACAGGCGUGUGCGUCACGGAGUGCGGGGCCGGAGCAAGAGACCUGCACAGUGAGUUUUAGGCUGAGAUAGAACCCGACCGGAGAGACAAUAGACAUGGAGGAGAAAGAAACCAAGGGAGAGGAUAGAGAAGGAGCAGGGAGGCACCAACCGAAGGUCGGAGCGGGGCUUAGAUAGCCGUUUUUGUGAGAGGCACAGGCGUGUGCGUCACGGAGUGCGGGACCGGAGCAAGAGACCUGCACAGUGAGCUUUAGGUUGAGAUAGAACCCAACCGGAGAGACGAUAGAGGUGGGGGAGAAAGAAACCAAGGGAGAGGAUAGAGAAGGAGCAGGGAGGCACCAACCGAAGGUCGGGGCGGGGCUUAGAUAGCUGUUUUUGUGAGAGGCACAGGCGUGUGCGUCACGGAGUGCGGGGCCGGAUGAUAGGCCUGCACAAGAAGCUGAGAACGAGACCGGGUUUCCCCGCGUCUCGAUACCACAAAACCCAACACACACACAAGGUGUACACACACAAAAAUUAAAACUUUUGGUGCGGUGUGUAUGGAGGGGCCAAGGACCUUAUAAACCGCCUGUCACGCGUGUGGGGACGGAGUGACAAGCCUGCGCAGCACUGCUUCCACUGCAACGGUCUCGUUCUGUGUUUGCUCCGGUGUUAUAAGACUGUAUUGAUGAGGCCAAGACAGACCAGAGAGUUACCGAGAUAAGGAGGAGAAAUCGAGACUAAUCGAGAUGCGGAAGCGUAGCGGAAUGUUACUGGGAAGU